AUGACGGUGAUGUCACCCCCAUUGGAGGAGGAAACUCUGUCGCUCGUCGGCGACAGAAAAUCCAGUGGUUUAUUACAGGAAAAAGGAAUUAUCAACAAUCGUGGAGGUGGUGGUGGCAGAUUUGGAAUCAGAAGUCAUACAAGAAUGUAUACUGAGGAAAGUAAUCAUCAAAUGCCCAGCGAAAUGUCAUCAACCAAUUCUAAUACCACCGCUAACGCAAACAAUAUGACAACUACUAUGGCAGCUACAACAUCUUCUAUUGAAACUGCUGACAAUGUUGGCAAAGCUACCGGAGAUGGUGAAAAAAAUGUUGGAGGUGUUGUUACAUUCGCUGAUUCUGCUGAGUAUGAUUUAAUUGAUUCGAUAAAUAUCGAUGAUGAUUUACUUGGACAGUUUCAUGAAGAUGCUAUUAAACAGGCUGGUGUUGGUUAUUUCCAAAUAUUCGCAGCUUUGUGCACCGGUCUCAGUCUUGCAGCAGAUACUGUUGAAUUUUUCGUAGUACCUUAUAUAUUGCCAAGCGCAGAAGUUGAAUUGUGUAUCAAAGACAAUGAAAAAGGAUGGUUAGCUAAGAUAACAUUAAUUGGCCUUGCACUUGGUGGAAUCGGAUGGGGUGGAUUGGGUGAUCGUAUUGGACGUCGUAGAGCAUUACUGUCAGCAAUGUCAGUUCAUAUCAUUUUUAGUGGAGUAGCAACUUUUAUGCCUACUUAUGGAACUUUUAUGACUGCACGAUUAUUUUCGGCAAUGGGUGUUAGCGGUGCUAUCCCACUGGCGUUUGUCUACAUAGCUGAAUGCUGUCCGCACAUCAGUCGAUCAAAAUGGGUCGGUAUUUUAAUAAGUGCCGGUGCACUUGGUGGUGUUUAUGCAGCACUAUUGGCUUGGAUUGUAGUCCCAACAACGGGUGAAAUGGUUGUAUUAGAAAAUAAAGAACACUUUAGUGCUUGGCAUCGAUUUUUACUGAUGUGUUGGGUCCCGGCUGUUUGUGCAACUAUCAGUUUAAUAUUUAUACCAGAGAGUCCACGUUAUUUGAUUGAAGCUGGUCAUGAUGUUGAAGCAAUGAUGGUCUAUCAAAGAAUAUACAAAAGUAAUACACGUAAAAAUAUAACUGGGAGCGGUGCUAUCACAGCAACAACGCAGUAUCAAUUGUCUGAAUUAGAAUUACCAACUAAAAGACCGAGGAGACGUGGACAGUGCAGUGGAAAUUGUUCUCCACCUUCACCCUCAUUAUCCAGCAGUGUCAAUAGUAGUAGUAAUAAUAAUAAUAAUAAUAAUAAUAAUAAUAAUAAUAAUCAUAAUCAUAAUCAUCAUCAUCAUCAAUGCAGCAAUAGUACAAGUGGUGUAGUUGCUGAUAUUACUUACUCAAUUGAAGUAUUUUGCAAUUCUUUUAUUCAAUUAUUUUCGGCAUCAUUUUUACGCAUAACAAUAACUCUUUUGGUAAUAUGGUCUGCUGUUGGGUUUGGAUUAUACGGAUUACUUCUUUGGUGUCCGGAAUAUUUAAAAGUUUUACGUUCUAUGGAAUAUGAACAAGAGACAAUACGUUUGAUAAACAAAGAAUAUAUUAAUCAAACAUUUACAUCAUCGUUAGAAAAUCGUUGGUAUAAAAAUUCAAAAUUUAUAAAUUGUAAAUUUAAUAAAAUGGUAUUUAGUCAUGUUGAUUUUGUUAAUUGUACAUUUAAAUCUGUUGACUUUAUCAGCAUAAAAUCAAGCAAAACACAUUUUGCUGAUAGCAUUAUUGUUAAUUCAAAAUUUCUUGAUACUGAUUUAUCAGCUAAAAUCUUUAUACGGUGUGUUUUGGAAAAUAAUACUAAAUUGAGUGUAAUAAGCCCAUGUCCAACACUAGAUCUUGACUAUAAUAUUUAUAUUGAAGAGGCAUUGCAUGGGCAUUUGGUAGCUCAAAUUGUUAUUGUUGUCGCUGCGGCAUUUACUGGAUACUUUAUUCUUACAACAACAUUUCAACGUACUAAAAUAAUUGGUCUAUCAUUACUUGUAAUUAUUAUUGUCGCAGUAUGCAGUUUAAUUCUUGUUAUAAGUAAAAAUAAUGCAUUAGCGGUGCUAGGAUUCGAAGGUGGCUUAAUAGCUAUUUUUGCAAUGAUUUGGACGAUAUUUACAUUUAUAACAAUUGAAUUAUUUCCUACCCAUUUGCGUUGUACUGCAUUUGGACUAAUGGCAGCAGCAUUCAGAAUUUUUGGAUUAUUUGGCACUGCUAUUUAUCAAACUAUUGUCAGUGCUCAUCUAAUUAUACCACCUUUACUUACAGCAUUUACACUUGCUAUUGUAAGUAUCGCAACAUUUUAUCUACCAAAUACAAAUAAUGUCUUUUUAUAG
Messenger RNA from Cotesia congregata, 2322 nucleotides. The record is from the annotation of a GenBank genome assembly. NCBI's taxonomy places the organism in Eukaryota, Metazoa, Arthropoda, Insecta, Hymenoptera, Braconidae.